Messenger RNA from Prorocentrum cordatum, 1086 nucleotides. Lineage: Eukaryota; Dinophyceae; Prorocentrales; Prorocentraceae. The record is from the annotation of a GenBank genome assembly.
GUAGGGGAGUUCGUGGAUGUGCAUGGCAUCGAGGAUAGCAUCGUGCGUUGCAACCGCUGCUGUCGCACGGCAAAGGAGUGCAACUACAGGAUCAGGGCGAAGGGCCAGUCGACUUACCAGUGCGACGCGUGCAACACGAACGGGGUGCGCCUUUCUCGGAGGUUCGGACAGUGGCCGCCAAAGUGUUUCGCCAAAAUGAAGAGUGAGUUCAAGCAGCAGUUCUACAAGGAUCUGGCAGAAGAUCCUGGGCUGUCGAACCUCGAUCGCAUUGAAGCCUUCGUGGUCAGCUCAAUCACUGUCCAACGGAUGGAGGAGGAGCGCGUCCGCAAGGGUGGCAAGUACCUUCCGCUGAGGAAGUGGGCGCACGACGGCUUCGACGCGAAAAAGAUUGAAGAUAAUGUGCAGGAUAAGAGGUGGAACCCUGAUCUCGGGGAGUGGACGUACAGGCCGCAAUUGGAGGCGGCCUGGAGCGAGACAGUGGAGGCCGCAGUGCGCAACGAGCUGUACACCGAUAAGAGGACGCAGGCGAAGCAGAGCGGCCCGCGGGCAGCGGCCUCGACGGGCGUCGCAGAGCACGGCGGCGACAAGGGCGACAGAAGCGACGAGAGCGACAUGUCCAGAUCCAGGAGCCGCUCGCGCGGCGACCGCGACAGGAGCAAGAGCCGCCGCAAGGGCAGGAGCAAGAGCCGCGGCAAGAGCAAGGACAGGAGCAAGAGCAGGGAUAAGGACGCUGAGAAGGAGCGGAGGCGACAGGAAGCGAGGGAGAAGGCCGAGCAGGCCAAGAAGGAGACGCAGGAGAAAAACCUGGCGCUGAAGUGGAUCGGCACCGCAACGAGGCUCGAGACAGAGCUGGACGGGUACCUCGAGCAUGAGAAGGCGGACAAGGUGCCGUCAUGGGCUGUGAAGAACGCGAAGGCGGCGAGGAAGUCUGUGGCAGUCAUGAAGGCGGUGGCGCAGAAGCGCGCGCACAGCGGCGUGGCGUUGACGAUCACGCAGGACGAGGCCAUCAGCAUCCAGAAGGAUGCGAGCUCGGCGGCGAGGGCCAUCGCGGGGAUGCUCAAGGAGGCGCAGAAGCACAGCACCUGA